Messenger RNA from Medicago truncatula (barrel medic), 1217 nucleotides. RefSeq lists its product as uncharacterized. The record is from RefSeq and is a predicted model, not a curated record. Gene Ontology annotation, biological process: root development; shoot system development. The transcript has a single exon. The coding region runs from base 246 to 1136 and encodes 296 amino acids. NCBI's taxonomy places the organism in Eukaryota, Viridiplantae, Streptophyta, Magnoliopsida, Fabales, Fabaceae.
CAUGCAAAUGAGACAGAGUAUGAGUUGGGGAGAUUCCUUGGGGGAGACAAGGCUCUAACAUUUAUGUAAUUAUGUCUGAAUCCAAAUCUGGAUUAGUUGGCCUCAUUGAUAUGUGAUUAAGAUGAGAUUCCUUGUGUCGCCUAACACGCAUAAUAUAUAUUGAGAAGAAUGCAGAUCCGUAGACUCAAAUCAACAUUCAACAUUAAGGCUUCUCUUUCUCCUUAACCAAAAAAAAUAAAAUAAAAAUGGCAGCCUCUCCUUUGAACUCAAAAUCCAAUUUCCAUGGUCGCUCAAACAGCUUGCCAUCUAGACCACACCCACUCAUGCUUAAAUGCAAUGAACAUUUGGACACCUUGUUAAGGGCUUCAAAUGAAACCACCUCUUCCUCCUCAACAUCGCUUUGCAAUAAAAUUGGAGGCUUGCGAGAUUUGAUUGAGUGUGUUGAAAAAUUGAUUCAGCUUCCACUCACUCAAGAUGCACUUCUCCAUGAGCAUCAAGAAAAUUGGGUAAAUAACCUCUUGGAUGGAUCCUUAAGGCUAUUAGAUGUGUGUAGCGCAGCCAAAGAUGCUUUACUGCAUACAAAAGAAUGUACAAGGGAACUUCAAUCCAUCAUAAGAAGAAGGGGAGAUGGAUUGGAGCUCACUGCAGAGGCUAAGAAAUUCAUGACAUCAAGAAAGGUAGUGAAAAAGGCCAUCUCCAAAGCCUUGGCAAAUUUGAAGGGAAAUACCAAACAUAGCAACAUCUUAUCUACAAACAAUGACCAUCAAACAGUGGCUUUGAUUAGCUUAUUACAAGAUGUUGAAGUGGCAACCCUAUCUACAUUUCAGACAAUAUUGCAAUUUAUCUCGGGGACAACACAGUCAAAAUCAAACAGCUGGGGUUCCAUUUCCAAACUUAUUCAGCCGAAAAGAGUUGCUUGCUCACUAUUGACAGAUGAAAGUGAAUUUUCCCAAGUGGAUGUAGCAUUGCAGUCCUUUGUAUUUACCAAGAAUAGAAAAGUUGAAGGCAUCAAUGAUCUCCAAAACCACUUGGAGAAAACAGAGUCGUGCCUUCAAGACAUUGAAGAAGGGCUUGAGUUUUUGUUUAGGCGUCUCAUUAAAAUUAGAGUCUCACUUCUUAAUAUCCUCAACCAUUAGUUGAACUUUUAUUUGGAGAAAAUUUUGUAGAUAUAUAGAUACACUUGUACAUGGAAAUUAUAUGUAAAGCAAUAAUAAAGC